Aquila chrysaetos chrysaetos is the source of this 2998-nucleotide messenger RNA. RefSeq names its product PDZ and LIM domain 7 (gene PDLIM7). Gene Ontology annotation, molecular function: actin binding; muscle alpha-actinin binding. Gene Ontology annotation, cellular component: filamentous actin; stress fiber; Z disc. Bases 123 to 2111 code for a protein of 662 amino acids. Gene Ontology annotation, biological process: heart development; actin cytoskeleton organization; muscle structure development. The record is from RefSeq and is a predicted model, not a curated record. The transcript has 22 exons. NCBI's taxonomy places the organism in Eukaryota, Metazoa, Chordata, Aves, Accipitriformes, Accipitridae.
GGGGCCCGGGAGGGCGGGGGCGGUGCCCGAGUUCGAGUCCCGCGUCCGCCCGCUUUGCUCCGCUCCCCGCUGCGGCGCCGCCCGCUCGGCCCCGCUCCGCCGGGGCCCGGCCGGCCGCGGAGAUGGGUGAUAUGGAGUCCUACAAGGUGAUGCUGAACGGGCCGGCGCCCUGGGGCUUCAGGCUGCAGGGCGGGAAGGAUUUCAGCAUGCCGCUCUCCAUCUCCAGGCUGACGCCGGGCGGGAAGGCGGCCCAGGCCGGCGUGGGAGUGGGCGACUGGGUGCUGUACAUCGACGGGGAGAGCACCAGCUCCAUGACGCACAUCGAGGCCCAGAACAGGAUCCGUGCCUGUGGGGACAGGCUCUGCCUCACCCUGAGCAGAGCCCAGAACCACCUGGGGAAGCCGCAGAAGGUGCUGAGCCUUGACAAGCAGCCCCCGCAGCCGCUGGAGCCCCCCAGCGCCUCCAUGUGCGACCCUGUGAAGUUGCGGCUGAUAGAGGACGCUGAGGACUGGCAGCCCCACACCGGGACCUCCCAGUCCCGCUCCUUCCGCAAACUGGCCCGGCUGAUGGGCACAGAUGGCAUGGAGGAUCGUGAGGAUGAGCUUGUUAAAAAGCCCAGGGAUGCCCGCGGGUCUGGCUGGGGCACGGGGGAGCAGUGGCAGCCCCCACAGCUGCUGGAGCCCCCCAGCACCCCCGUGUGCGAUCCUGGAAAGUUGCGGCUUAUGGAGGAUGCUGAGGACUGGCAGCCCCACACCGGGACCUCCCAGUCCCGCUCCUUCCGCAAACUGGCCCAGCUGAUGGGCACAGACGGCAUGGAGGAUCGUGAGGAUGAGCUUGUUAAAAAGCCCAGGGAUGCCCGUGGGUCUGGCUGGGGCACGGGGGAGCAGUGGCAGCCCCCACAGCCGCUGGAGCCCCCCAGCACCCCUGUGUGUGACCCCAUGAAGUUGCAGCUGAUAGAGGAUGCUGAGGACUGGCAGCCCCGCACUGGGACCUCCCAGUCCCGUUCCUUCUGCAAACUGGCCCGGCUGAUGGGCACAGACAGCAUGGAGGAUCGUGAGGAUGAGCUUGUUAAAAAGCCCAGGGAUGCCCGUGGGUCUGGCUGGGGCACAGGGGAGCAGCGGCAGCCCCCACAGCUGCUGGAGCCCCCCAGCACCCCCGUGUGCGAUCCUGGAAAGUUGCGGCUGAAGGAGGACACUGAGGACUGGCAGCCCCACACCGGGACCUCCCAGUCCCGCUCCUUCCGCAAACUGGCCCGGCUGAUGGGCACAGACGGCAUGGAGGAUCAUGAUGAUGUGUUUGUUACAAAGCCCAGCCAGGUCUCCGUGCUGGACCCAUCCCCGGGAGCAGCAAUGAAGACUGAGCCGGGACUGGGCCCCAGGACCCCCGCCGCCACCCCCGGCCCUGCCAGUCGCCCACCCUGGGCUGUGGACCCCUCGUUCGCCGAGCGCUAUGCCCCGGACAAGACGAGCACGGUGGUGAGCAAGCACAGCCAGCCGGCCACGCCGACCCCCAUGCAGAACCGCAGCUCCAUCGUGCAGGCAGCCCAGCAAGCCCCCGAAGGGCCCGGCCGCACACCCCUGUGCUACAAGUGCAACAAGGUCAUCAGGGGACGCUACCUGGUGGCGCUGGGACAUUAUUACCACCCCGAGGAGUUCACCUGCUGCCAGUGCAGGAAGGUGCUGGAUGAGGGCGGCUUCUUUGAGGAGAAAGGCUCCAUCUUCUGCCCCAAGUGCUACGACACGCGCUACGCACCCAGCUGCGCCAAGUGCAAGAAGAAGAUCACUGGGGAGGUCAUGCACGCACUGAAGAUGACCUGGCAUGUGCAGUGCUUCACGUGCGCCGCCUGCAAAACUCCCAUCCGUAACCGUGCCUUCUACAUGGAGGAGGGACAGCCCUACUGCGAGAGAGACUACGAGAAGAUGUUUGGCACCAAGUGCCGCGGCUGUGACUUCAAGAUCGAUGCUGGGGACCGGUUCCUGGAGGCGCUGGGGUUCAGCUGGCACGACACUUGCUUCGUCUGUGCGAUCUGCCAGACCAACCUGGAAGGGAAGACGUUCUACUCCAAGAAGGACAAGCCGCUCUGCAAGAGCCAUGCUUUCUCCCACGUGUGAGGGGCGGGAGUUCAGUUGUGCCCACGCGUGCCCCUGGCCCUGCAUGCUCCUCUCCCCCCCCUCCAACCCCCGCUGCCCCCAGGGAGCCAGGCUGGGCCCUCACCCCUUCCCCUUGCUCCUGCCACAUUCCUAGCAGCUCCUGGCCCGGCUCCAGCAAGAGGCAGCGCUGGGUCCCGAGCCCCUUAUAGCUGAGUGGCUUCUUCUGUGCCCCCCGACUGGCCCUAGGAGCCCUGGUAAGGGGACGCUGCGUGGGUCUCCUGCUCCCCAGCCACACAGUGUGGUGGCCACGGCCGUACCGAGGCUGGCACAGCAGGGCUGCUCCCUUGCUUAGCUGGGGCCCGGCUGCCUGGCAGCUCAGUGCCGGGGCAGGGAUGCUCCUAUAGAACAUCCCUAAGAGGGCGAAGACCAGCCCCCUGCCAAGCUCUCCCUGCCUUCCCUGCUGCGUGCUUCGUGUGUGGGGCUGGAGACCCGGCCCUGCUCCCCUGCCAGGGCCCUACCCGCACAACCCCCCGGGACACCCUGCAACCUGCUGCGGUGGCUUCCUACCCCAGCUGAGUGCCAGAGGGGUCUGUGCCUCGCGUCCCCCCCACCCAGCUGGCCUGCUGCUCCCCUGGGGCUGGCGUGCGGCAGCACCCCCAGCCCAGCCGUGCCGGGGCGCGGGGCAGCGUGCCAAGCCCACCCCAGCCAUGGGCUGGCAGUGUGUGCUGAUGGCCGGCCGGCUGGCCGGCUCCCGCAAGGCUCGGGCACGGCUUCCUACCAAAGAGCGCUCUGCCACCGCCGUCCCAGGCCUGUAAAUGCCUCUCCCAAACCCACACUCUCCGGUUGGGCUGCCGCUGAUGUAGCCACGGUGCUUUUAGUGCCUUUAAUAAACACUUCUCUGCAAGUGC